GGGUAAACUGGUAGCAGCCCCAAAUCAUAUGUCCAAUUGCUCUCUUUAUAAACGCAGGCAAGAACCCUCAUUUUUUGGCGGGAAAGAGGUUUUAGCGGAAGAAUCAAAGCCGGCAAAAGAAAUGGGAUCAGAAGCGGCGCCGCCGCCGAAAUGGGCGUCGACGCCGUGCAUAAUGGGCAUUGACGAAGCUGGGCGAGGCCCUGUUUUAGGACCUAUGGUGUAUGGAUGCAUGUACUGUGCACGCUCGUAUCAGAAAACCCUCUCCACUUUGAGUUUUGCAGACUCAAAGACUUUAAAAGAAGAGAAGAGGGAAGAGUUAUUUGAAAGUUUGAAAACUGAUGAAUCAAUCGGAUGGGAUGCCGAUGUUAUCGAUCCGAGAGAGCUGUCAGCCAAAAUGUUAAAGAAAAAUAAGAUAAAUCUAAAUGAAAUAUCACACAAUUCCGCAAUUGGGCUCAUCCAAAAGGCGUUGAACUUCGGUGUUCUUCUAACUGAGGUUUUUUUGGAUACUGUUGGAGAUCCCGAAAAGUACAGAGUAAAACUUUCCGAAAGAUUUCCUAAUAUCAAAUUUGUUGUUGCGAAGAAAGCUGACAGUCUUUAUCCUGUUGUAAGUGGUGCAAGUAUUGUUGCAAAGGUGACAAGAGAUAGAGCUUUGAGAAAUUGGGUGCUAGAAGAAACUGCAGAGGGCCUGCACAAGAAUUUCGGGUCCGGUUAUCCCGGAGAUCCACAGACAAAAUCGUGGCUCGAAGAUCAUAAACACUCAAUAUUCGGAUUCCCGUCAUUGGUCCGCUUCAGUUGGGGAACAUGCACAGCAUAUUCCAAAGACUUAGUCGAAGUCUUAUGGGAAUCGGAUGCUAAUGAUGAAGACGGAAACGGAAGGAGUAGCAAACGGCAAAAGAAACUUACAAGUGUCGGUUUCACAACGCUUAAGACAAAAAGUGAAGACAUUGAAUCGAGUGGUAAAGGCCGUUGCAAAUUUUUUCAAGCUCGUAAGCUUGAGCUACUUCCCCAGUUCUAAAGAUGUCUCAAAGCAGAAGGCAAACCAAAAUAGUAAAGGCAAAAUGAACAAGUUCGAGACGAUUGUGGCUGCACAUGCUCCGGUUGCGACUCACAUGAUUGUUAUGGUGGUUAUUAGCUGCACCGGCGGCUACAUAUAAGGGUACAACACCCGAACCUCGUUGCAUAUUGGGCGAGUGAGACUGAGAUCCACCUCUGCCACCACCUCUGCCGCCACUAGCGUGGCCAAAUUUGACCGGAUGAGCUGUUGAAAGAAUACAUAAAUUAAUUAUAUUUGUAUAUUUGCUUAAUUCAUAGAAAAUGAUGGAAAUAAUUAACCUAAAGGCAAGAUUUCUCGAGGAAUAUUACUCGAGGAUGGAAUAACACAAACGCAUAGGAAUGCCAUACUUAGAAUUAAUAUCUCCCCUUUGAUUCCCAUGCUUGCUUCUUCGACUCUCUUUUGCUCGUAUAAAUGACUCGUUUUAUUCAACGGAUAAAAAUCACUCUAGAGUUUAUAUUUCUA
Molecule: messenger RNA, 1516 nt
Organism: Erythranthe guttata (spotted monkey flower)
Lineage: Eukaryota; Viridiplantae; Streptophyta; Magnoliopsida; Lamiales; Phrymaceae
Product: Polynucleotidyl transferase, ribonuclease H-like superfamily protein
Biological process (GO): mismatch repair; DNA replication, removal of RNA primer
Cellular component (GO): ribonuclease H2 complex
Molecular function (GO): RNA binding; RNA-DNA hybrid ribonuclease activity
Source: RefSeq, a predicted model, not a curated record